UGCUUCCGGUCGGAGCGCAGGACGGAGCGAGCCGGUGUCAGCCUCCAGUCAUGUCCUACGGUCCCUUGGACAUGUAUCGGAACCCGGGGCCCGCGGGGCCCCCGCCCCGGGACUUCAACAGCAUCAUCCAGACAUGCAGCGGCAACAUCCAGCGCAUCAGCCAAGCCACUGCUCAGAUGAAGAAUUUGAUGAGCCAACUAGGAACUAAGCAGGACUCCAGCAAGCUUCAGGAAAAUCUGCAGCAGUUACAACACUCUACAAAUCAGCUCGCCAAGGAAACAAAUGAAUCGCUGAAGGAAUUAGGGGCCUUGCCCCUUCCUUUAUCUACUUCAGAACAGCGCCAACAGAAACUUCAGAAGGAACGGCUCAUGAAUGACUUCUCUGCCGCCUUAAACAGUUUCCAGGGUGUGCAGAGGAAGGUGUCUGAAAAAGAAAAGGAGAGUAUUGCCAGAGCAAGAGCUGGAUCUCGCCUUUCUGCAGAGGAGAGGCAGAGAGAGGAGCAGCUUGUCUCGUUUGACAGCCAUGAGGAUUGGAACCAGAUGCAAAUCCAGGAAGAUGAUGCCAUUACCGAGCAGGAUCUGGAACUUAUCAAAGAGCGGGAAACUGCAAUUCGCCAGUUGGAGGCUGACAUUUUGGAUGUUAACCAGAUAUUUAAAGAUUUGGCCGUGAUGAUCCAUGACCAAGGUGAUAUGAUUGAUAGUAUAGAAGCCAAUGUGGAAAGCUCAGAAGUGCAUGUUGAAAGAGCCACCGAUCAGUUGCAGCGUGCGGCUUACUAUCAGAAAAAAUCUCGCAAGAAGAUGUGUAUCCUGGUGCUUGUUCUGUCGGUGGUUAUUUUAAUCUUGGGACUUAUUAUCUGGCUAGUUUCUAAAUGAAGUGAUUGCUCCAGAGCCGCCUUCUGCUGAGCUGUUUUCAAGAGCAAGGGUUUGGUGUGGAGUCUUGCCAGAAUGAACUGAUCACAAGAAGAGAGCAAACACCAGAACGUCCUGUAAUAAUUUAGUUAGAAACUAACUACUAAUUAGUCCUUGGAAUUAGUGACCUACAGAGACAGUAUUUAUCAGUUUAUGUAUGAAUUUCAUUGAUUACUUAAAUUAGGAGUUAUGUGGAUUUUGCUUUCUCUUGUAUUUCGAUUGCCCUUUCUCCCAAGUAUAUACUGAAGAUUCCAUUCUCGACGCUCUCAUUUUCACAGAUGACACUACAGUCUUGUAAUAGUAUCUUUUGAUGUGUACACCAGGUUUACCUGUCUACUAGCAACCCAUAGAGAAUUACUUUCUGGCACCUGCAUAUUGGAAUCUGUUGGAAACUAUAAUAAGCCAGCAAUUUUUAUUAUUUAACAUUUUAAUUUGAAUUUCUAAGAUGCUUAUUUAUCUGCUUUGAAAGAUGUUGACACUGUAUGCAACUGCAAAGUUAUAAAGAUGUCCAUGUGAUCCAGAUUAAAUGAGCAGGACCUAUCUGAGCUGGUCAGUUGUUGGGGGAACAUGUUAAUAAGCUGGGUUUAAAGUUUACUUCACUAACUGUGAGGCUCCUCGAGCAGUUAGUUGGUCUUUAUACACAUUAAGCCAUCUUGUUCAAUGUGUAAAGAGGUAAAUUCACUUUACUGCAGUCCACGGGAUCCCUCUCCUGCCUGUAGAUGAAGGGGAAACUGGACAAAGCAUGCUUUUGGAAAGCAGAUAGGAAUUGUUUGGAGUGAUUUAAUAUGUUUGAUACUGUUGUUCACUUGUGAGCCUACUUGUGAAUGAUGAAUGUGGCUGUCAAGGGCUGCUCCCUGCCCCAUAAGGUUUGCUAGGCAUUUGAUGGGAGGAAGACUUUAAAUGCUGGACUGAAGUUGGUGUAAAAUUUAGUCUGGUGAACCUGGAAAUAAAGAAAAGGUUCAUUUUUGUAAAUAAUACUAGUCUUGAAUAGUGACAUUAAAUUUACCCUAAUUUAUGAACAAGAGACUAAUCUCUCCAUGUAUAGGAAGACACAACACGCACACAAAUGUUUCAAUAAAAGACCGUUGUUUGCAAUGUAAA
Echinops telfairi (small Madagascar hedgehog) is the source of this 2009-nucleotide messenger RNA. It is a transcript of the gene STX12, whose product is annotated as syntaxin 12. Gene Ontology annotation, cellular component: synaptic vesicle; SNARE complex; endomembrane system. The transcript is spliced from 9 exons. Gene Ontology annotation, molecular function: SNAP receptor activity; SNARE binding. The coding region runs from base 51 to 872 and encodes 273 amino acids. Lineage: Eukaryota; Metazoa; Chordata; Mammalia; Afrosoricida; Tenrecidae. The record is from RefSeq and is a predicted model, not a curated record. Gene Ontology annotation, biological process: vesicle fusion; intracellular protein transport; vesicle-mediated transport.